AUGGAUCUGUCCCAGGACCAGCUGUCGGACUGGAGCUCAGUGCAGCCCAGCUUCUCUCCACUGCUGCAGUAUGAUGGCUCUCAGGAAAGACUCAACCACACCUACGGCUUCCACAGCUCUCUGAUGCUGCCCUCCACCUUCAAUCUGGAGACCAUGCUGCUCUGGACCCUCCAUGAGCCCAGCACCAUCACUCUGACCAUCAUGUACUGCCUAUCCUUCAUUCUGGGAUUCAUUGGGAAUUUAAUGUCCCUGCGUGUCCUCACCAACAGGCGCAGCCGGCGGCUAGCCGGUGUCAGUGCCACACGCAGUCUUCUCGUGAACUUGGCGGUGUGUGACCUGGCCGUGGUGUGUGUCUGCAUGCCCAUCACUCUGGGAAGCCAGAUCUACACGGCCUGGGUGUACGGCGACCUCCUGUGUCGCGCCGUACCCUUCACGCAGGCCAUCUCAGUCUCAGCCAGUGUGUUGACGCUGACGGUGAUCAGUGUGAACCGUUACUACAGCGUUCAGUCACCUCUGCGAGCUCGCUCCAUGUUUACCCGCCGCCGAAUCCUGGCAACUGUCGCCGUGGUGUGGGCAGUGUCCUCGAUCAUUUGCGCUCCUAUCGCAGUGAUGAACCGGCGGCGGGAGAUCAGCUUUGGGACAUUCACCAUCUUGGUCUGUCAGGAGGAGUGGCCUCAGCAUCGCCUUAAACAGGGAUACAAUGUGCUACUAUUCGUGAUGCUCUACUGCCUGCCAGUGACCUUUAACCUCACCAUAGGCUUCCUGACUGGCAGGCGCCUUUGGGGAGGGAAAAAAUCCACUUUUGCUGAUCUCGAUCCUCGCAGCCAAGCUCUGCACACCUCGCGCCUCAAGACUCGUCAAAAGAUCGCCAAGAUGGUGGUGUGCCUGGUGCUGCUGUUCGCAGUGUCCUGGCUGCCUCUGUACUUGGUUGACCUUUGGAUUGACUGCGAACAAAGGCCACCUUCUUGGCUGCUGCAGACGCGGCCAUUUGCCCAGUGGCUGGGCCUGACAAACUCCAGCCUUAACCCCAUCUGUUACUGUUUCAUAGGGGAUCUGUACCGCUCAGCAAAGGUGAUACGGACGCGAUACUACCAGAAAGUCGCCGCUCUCUUCGGCUCCUCCUCGUUCUCCAGCUCAGCUGCAGUGGCGUCUCCUGCCGCAGUGAUUACAGACACCAAAGUGACUUCUGCUGAGCGCAACCAUAUUGCUGCUGCUGCUGUGGCAGCGUCCGCGUCCAUGGUUACAAUCCCCAGGUUGCUGAGCUUGGCUCGUGGCCAGGGACUGGGGCAGAAGUGUGGGGAUGUUACGUUUCCCACCAUCUCACCUGCACACCUGUUGAGAAUCCACUCAUCACUCCACCCACUUCCUGGUGUUACUGUCGUCACUGGCGGUUCACCGGCCACAUGCCCACCUGCUUGUUCCACCUUCACUGCAGGGAAAGACCUCACCCACGCUCUGUCCCUUGGCUCAGUCUCAGACCCCCUCCCUCCGACGUGGAUUCACCCCUCCACCUACCUGUGA
This is a messenger RNA of Toxotes jaculatrix (banded archerfish), 1521 nucleotides long. Its product is annotated as neuropeptide FF receptor 2-like. Bases 1 to 1521 code for a protein of 506 amino acids. Gene Ontology annotation, biological process: neuropeptide signaling pathway. Gene Ontology annotation, molecular function: peptide binding; G protein-coupled receptor activity. The transcript is spliced from 5 exons. The record is from RefSeq and is a predicted model, not a curated record. Gene Ontology annotation, cellular component: membrane. NCBI's taxonomy places the organism in Eukaryota, Metazoa, Chordata, Actinopteri, Toxotidae.